This is a messenger RNA of Arachis ipaensis, 1282 nucleotides long. Lineage: Eukaryota; Viridiplantae; Streptophyta; Magnoliopsida; Fabales; Fabaceae. The record is from RefSeq and is a predicted model, not a curated record.
CCAUAAAUGAGGAUUCUUUGUGUAGCAUUAAACAGGGAAGUCCUCUUGCAAGGUUAAUAUCUAAGGCCAAAUUAAUCAUAUGGGAUGAAGCUCCAAUGAUAAGUAAGUAUUGUUACGAAGCUUUAGACAAAUGCCUCAGAGACAUCUUAAGGUGCUCAGAUUCGUAUAAUGCUCAUUUGCCAUUUGGAGGUAAAGUUGUUGUUCUCGGAAGAGAUUUUAGACAAAUUUUACCUGUAAUUUCCAGAGGCUCAAGGCAAGAUAUAAUUCAGUCUUCUAUUAAUUCUUCAUAUUUGUGGCAUAACUGUAAGGUUUUGAAGCUUACAAAAAACAUGAAAUUGUCACUAGGUAAAAACAACAACAUACAAGAACUCAGAAAUUUUGCAGAAUGGCUACUCAAAAUUGGUGAUGGUUUGGCUGGUGAUACAACAGAUGGUGAAUCGAUCGUUCAUAUACCAUCUGACAUUUUGAUUAAGAACUCUGAGACAGUUUUGGAUGACCUCAUUGAUUUCGUGUAUCCAGAUAUGUUAUCCAAUUUAUCCGUUAAAAAUUAUUUCAAGGAUAGAGCAAUUCUUGCACCAACUUUGGAUUGUGUUACUGAUGUUAACAACAAGAUGACUGCAGGGUUACCUGGACAAGAAAGAGUCUACUUAAGUUCAGACUUUGUGUGUGCUGAAGAGGGAAAUAUGGAAUUUGAGUUAGAUGCUUUCUCGCCGGAGAUUCUAAAUGGAAUAAAUUGUUCAGGUCUACCACCACACAAGUUGGUUCUAAAGGUUGGCGCUCCUGUUAUGUUGCUGCGGAAUAUAGACCAAACUAAUGGUUUGUGCAAUGGAACGAGGAUGCAAGUUAGAAGAAUGAGAAAUCAUGUGAUAGAAUGCAAGACUUUAACUGGUAACAAAGCUGGAAGUAUUGUUCUUAUCCCAAGACUGAAUCUAAUUCCAAACAAUGAAAUAUUGCCGGUCAAGUUUCAAAGAAGACAAUUCCCAAUUAUCAUGUCAUUUGCAAUGACAAUAAAUAAGUCCCAGGGACAAACUCUAUCGAAAGUUGGAAUUUACCUUCCAAGGCCAGUUUUCAUCCAUGAUCAAUUGUAUGUUGCGUUAUCAAGGGUAACGAGUAAAGAUGGUCUGCGAGUGCUGUUGCAAGAUCAUGGACACUUAGAAGAUAACUGCACGAUGAAUGUGGUAUAUAGAGAAGUUUUUGAGAGCCUAUAAUAAAAAGGUAAUAACAAAAUGUCUUACUAAAUCUAUUUAUUUAUUAAAAUUUAUUACUAUCACUUAAAAAAAUU